Messenger RNA from Rubroshorea leprosula, 1988 nucleotides. The record is from the annotation of a GenBank genome assembly. NCBI's taxonomy places the organism in Eukaryota, Viridiplantae, Streptophyta, Magnoliopsida, Malvales, Dipterocarpaceae.
AAGAAACGUAGUCUCAUGCAAAAACAUUCUUCCACGACGAUGCUAUUAAGAGCCCUCUGUCUUCUUCUCCUGAUUGUUACCGGGAACUGCAAUUUUUUCAGGGAUCCCUUUCCUUCAUUCAUAAAAGAUCUUGGUUUCGAUUUUCCCUUAGGCGCCACCCCUUCGGACGACAACACCCCCAAACCCAAAAAAGACAAGCCCAAUUUCAAGGGCCGAUGGGAGCUGUUCACCGAAAACUCCGGCGUCUCAGCCAUGCACUUGAUCUUGCUCCCCAAGAUCAACAAGGUCCUCAUGUUUGAUUCCACCAUUUGGCUCAAAUCCAACAUUAUGCUGCCAAAAGGUGAGCCGUGCCGUAUGGUCGACGAAGGCCAAGGAGUAAUCCAUGAUUGUUAUGCUCAUUCCGUUUUGCUUGACAUUGAGACUAAAGAACUUGUUCCUCUGAGGCUUAAUUUUGACACGUGGUGUUCGUCCGGUGCUCUUGCCAUUGACGGAACUCUAGUGAGCACAGGCGGCUUUAGGAAUGGAUCCGACACUGCUAGAUACCUCAGCUUGGGUGAUAAUUCCCCUUGGAGGGAGUAUCCAGGCACCCUUGCCAACGGAAGAUGGUACUCGACACAGGUAACUUUAGGUGAUGGUAGGUUCAUCGUUUUUGGCGGCCGGGACAGUCCAACCUAUGAAUUCCUUCCGGCGGAGGGACAGGGUAACACCCAACCCAUCCUUUUCCCCUUCUUGGUCGAAACCAAGGACCCCGACGAGAACAAUCUAUACCCAUUCGUCUACCUCUCCACCGAUGGUAAUCUCUUCGUUUUUGCCAACAACCGAUCCAUACUAUUGGAUCCCAACACCCAAAAGACCGUCAUGGAGUUCCCUGUUCUCCCUGGUGGCUCCCGGUGCUACCCUGCAUCCGCCUCGUCAGUCCUCCUACCAAUUGUCAUCCAACCCAAUCAGGAAGAGGACAAAAAAAUACAGGCUGAGGUGUUGGUUUGUGGAGGAGCAAAAAAUGAUGCCUUCUUUUGGGCGGAUAGAAACAGGCCUAAGUUAUUUAACCCUGCUAAUGAUGAUUGCGGACGGAUCAAGAUUACAGAGUCAAAACCUGAAUGGAAAAUCGAAAAGAUGCCGUCACCGCGAAUUCUAGGUGAUGCAAUUAUUCUUCCGACCGGAGAUGUUCUCUUGCUUAACGGUGCCAAGGCAGGUUCGGCCGGAUGGGACGAUGCGAGGGAGCCAAAUUUUACCCCUGUUAUGUACAGAACCAGAGCAUCUGAAAAUGAACGGUUUAGAGAACUGGAACCCUCUAAAAUUGCUCGAAUGUACCACUCAACUUCCGCAUUGCUCCCUGAUGGGAAAGUCAUGGUGGCCGGGAGUAACACAAAUAAUGGUUACCUGUUCGACGCUUUGUUCCCCACUGAGCUUCGCGUGGAGAAAUUCUCCCCACAAUAUUUGGACCCGACAAGAUCCAAGGAAAGAGUACAGAUUGUGGCGGAUGCGAUGACCACCCAGUUGAAAUAUGGAGAGAAGGUAAUGAUUCAGGUCAGGUCUCCCCAGUUUAAAUUGGAUAAGACCAAGCUUCAGGUGACAAUGUACUCGCCGCCAUUCACCACUCAUGGGAUAUCCAUGAACCAGAGACUGGUUCAAUUGGGAAUUGUUGACGUGAAGAGCAAUGUUUACGCCGGUAUCCACAACAUCGUUGCCACCGGACCUCCUUCCGGUAACAUUGCUCCUCCUGGUUAUUACAUGCUUUUCGUGAAUUUCAAUGGCGUCCCUAGCGUUGCAGUGUGGGUUCAAAUCAAGCAGGCAUGACCUCGAAAAAAACUGAUGAAAUAACUUGCAGGAGCUGCUGCUUUGUCAAUUGUCCAAUUUUUACCCUUAUUUUUUGUGAUUCAUUCUCAUGCUGUAGUAGGACCACUUCAAAUUGAAGAAUUUUUUUUUUGUUUUGUUUUCUGUUUCUCUAGAAAUUUUGUUAAAGUCAGUCUCCAGAUUGGUUGAUUUGA